Messenger RNA from Jaminaea rosea, 1153 nucleotides. RefSeq lists its product as hypothetical. Gene Ontology annotation, cellular component: ribosome. The transcript is spliced from 2 exons. The record is from RefSeq and is a predicted model, not a curated record. The coding region runs from base 435 to 923 and encodes 162 amino acids. Gene Ontology annotation, biological process: translation. Gene Ontology annotation, molecular function: structural constituent of ribosome. Lineage: Eukaryota; Fungi; Basidiomycota; Exobasidiomycetes; Microstromatales.
CAACGCUUCUUGCUCAUCACCACCACCGACACCCCAUCUUCUUCCUCCUCACACACUCUUCAUCAUGGUGCGCAUCCAGACGAGAUGCGAUUCAGAAGACAGGCGUGCUGUCAAUGGAGUCUCUGCUACGAGUAAAAUGCUGCCAGGGGAGGGCAAGCAGCGAAAGAGAUGGGAUGGGCAUUCCUCGUGAUGAUUCGGACGAUGGACGUCGAUCGCAGGCAUAUGGGCAGGGCGUGGGCAUGCCAAGUCGAGAAUUAUUUGGCAGUCGACUGGCGUAGAAAAGCGUGAUGCUGGCGAGAAGACUGGGAAAGAUGGGAGGUUGAAAGGAGGAUCGGCAAAACAGGCAUAGAGGCAGCAUCAGGGCUGGCCGACCGUGCCGCCCUGUCAUCAUCUCGUAGCAGAGACUUCUCACCAGACAGCACGCCGUGCUCCUCAUGGGUGAUGAAUGGCGUACUCACCUCCCCCUUCCCUCCCACGCUUCUGCCUCACAGGGACGAGUUCGCACCAAGACGACGAAGCGCGCUGCCCGCGUUCUCAUCGAGAAGUACUACCCUCGCCUCAACGCUGUCGACUUCCACACCAACAAGAAGGUCAUUGACGAGGUCGCCAUCAUCCCCUCGAAGCGUCUGCGCAACAAGAUUGCCGGCUUCACCACCCACUUGAUGAAGCGUAUUCAGAAGGGACCCGUUCGCGGUAUCUCCUUCAAGCUCCAGGAGGAGGAGCGUGAGCGCAAGGACCAAUACGUCCCCGAGGUCUCUGCCCUGGACCCCUCGGUCGCUCCCCUCGAGGUCGACGUCGAGACCAAGGAGAUGCUCCGUGGCCUCGGCUUCGACUCGAUCCCCGUUCAGGUCACUGCCGUCGCUGCCCCCAACGUCGACAUGGGACGUGCGGGCCGCCGUCACGUCGUCGGUGCUCGUCGCUAAGCGGUUGCGUAGGCGUAGGAGGGCAAGUUGGAUAUAGACGUUGGAGGAGAGCAGGCGAAGCGGAGAUCAUCUGGUCUCCCUAGCAUCGUCAGUAGGUGCUCGGUGAUCAGCUGUGGUACUCCUAGCAUCAUCGGCACGCUCGAUUCCACCCAUCUGUAGUCUGCAUUGCAGCCCCCUUUGCGCCGCCACCUCUUACGAUGACUCCUUGACACAUUGGCCAUACGAAUCGA